This is a messenger RNA of Pelobates cultripes (western spadefoot toad), 38920 nucleotides long. The record is from the annotation of a GenBank genome assembly. Lineage: Eukaryota; Metazoa; Chordata; Amphibia; Anura; Pelobatidae.
AUCAGAGUUCCGUGUUAUGGUGAUGCUUUGGCAGCAUCCGGGUUGCGAGGGGCAACAGGCUGGUGGGAUUUUGCAGGUGCCAUACAGAAAACAUCAGCCCAGCAUCCCACUGCCCAUGGUCCCUGGCUGGCAUCUUCUGGUAUUGAAUAUGCACAGAGUAAAUGCAUGUUAGUUUAUUAUUGCACACUAUGCAGGAGUAAUUACUGUAUAAGCAGUGUCACACAUAGACUUAUCCUGUAUUUUGUGGUUUGUUUUUGUGUUUUUUGUUGUUGUUGUUGUUGUUGUUGUGCUGUAAGCUCUUUAAUCACUGGCUUAUAUUGCUGUCAGACAAUUUGACCUGGUUUUGAAAGGACCAGUGAUGGAUUUAUACAAAUUUUUUGCAUCUUAUUACUUUAGCAAAUAUUUUCAACAUACAUUUGUUUAUGCAUACAUGUAUAUGUAUGCCUUUUAUGUAUUAUAUAUUUUACUUCUGCAGUGAGCCUUGUGUUUACAUCAUGAUGACAUUUUAGCAUGUUUCUUAUUUAUGCUUGAUUUUUAUAUAGAUUUUUUUUAAUAGCUCAAAUUAAAGACAAUUUAAAUACAGCUUUGAAUAGAUGACAAGAAAUGCAUAGGUGAUGAUGUACUAAGGCAGGGGUAGGCACAACCUUCGGCACUCCAGAUGUUGUGGACUACAUGCCCACUGAUGUUUUGCUGGCAUUAUAGCUGAUGUAGUCCACAAUGUAUGGAGUGCCAAAAUUUACUUACGCCUAUACUAAUGAAUGUUCCCUUUCUGCCUUACAUAGGUUUAUUCACUAAACUGUAUUUAGUGAAUAAACCUGUUGAAGGCAGACAGGGAACAUAAACUGGUUUAUUCACUAAUAAACCAGUUUAUGUUCCCUGUCUGCCAUAAACAGGUUUAUGGUCCUUCCCUGCCACCUUGCAGCCAAAAGUGUGAGCCGUAAAUUUCUACAAUUUUGUCUAAAAUCUUUAAAUCACAUUGCAGUUCACUUGUAAUUUUACAAAGGUUUUGUAGUCCGUGCCAAUUGGGCAAUUAAUUGCAAAAUAAUAAAGAAGUAACUGACUGAUGUAGCCCAACUUGUAUGACUUGAAUAUCAACUGUUUAUAAAUCUGAUUACCCUACGGUACAUGUAUCUUGAAAUGUAAUUCCCUAAAAUACAGAGUUUAGUUCAUAUCUGAAACAAUCACAUACUGAUUCAAUAGGAAUCAGUAUCAGACUUGCAAACUAAGCUCUAGUCAUAGUUUGACUAUCUUAGCCUGAAAUUUGCCAUUCUGAUUUAAUUCACUGAACUUCUGAAUUUACAGGGUUAUCUACUAACAUGAUGAUUAAAAUUGAAUUUCACAUUUAAGGUUCAGUAUAACCAAAAUGGAAAAAAAAAUGUAAGUUAGCUAUAUUUUCAGUUUGGCUACUCUGGCUUUAAAUUUGAAAUUCACUUUGAAUUCUCAUUUUAAUGAAUAAUCCUAUCCGUGAAUGAUCAUGAAAGUGUGUAUUUUCUGAAGCUAUGAGAGUAAAACUAGUCAUGUUCUAAGUCUUACACACACUACAUGGAUUUUUAUUCAGGUAUAUUUCUUCUAAGUGAAUUAAAUUUAAUGGGAGACUCUAGGAACCAUAACCACUACAGCGUAUUGCAGUGUUAUGGUACUAAGAGUCUUUGGGUGCAGACAUUCUGCUUUUUUGUAAAAAAAAAACAAAAAAAAAAAAACAAUUUUUAGGGGGGAGGGGGGCAAAACAAAACCAUAAUUUGCUCUGGCACCCAAACCCAUACCAUCUUCUCGUGCCAAUGUGGAAUUGUCACUUCUGUACCAUCCAAAAUUGGACAGCACGUGUAGUCUGCAAACAGGAUGGGAGUGGGUAAAACAAGCAAUGGAUCAUAGAAUCUUUGAGGUCCAAGUUCUGAGAUACAUAAAUAUGUAAAUUUUGCCCAAUUUAUUUUUGUAGAUUUUCCUCGUUUGUUUUUUUUUUUUUUUUUUUUACUGUGGAAGAGGAUGUUGCAAUGUGUAAUGAGACUUCACAAACUGGUUAAACAGUUUACCUCAGCGCACACCUAUUACCCGUCCUACAUCCGUAUGGGCUGUAAAAUUUUGGCUGCAUCUAAUUCUACAAUGCCAUGCUGGAUCGAUAAUAAUGACACGUUUAAUUACUAAAGGUACAUUUAGCUAACUCAAUUCCAACUACUUUCAUGGGGCUAGAUGUUGUUUUUCUCAGAUUAAUGGACCACCACAAUCACCACAUCACUCUUUAGAAGUUAUUGUACCAGGAAUGUCCUGGUGCUCCCCCUCCCCACACCACCAAUACUAACAUUUUGCAGGGUGCUCUUCCCUGCCACUGGUUAGAAAAGCUAAAUAUGAUCUAAAAUAGCUGAAUGGAAAUCCAUUAAUUCUUGUUUUUACAGUUCUACAAUUUUGUCCAAAAUGUUUAAAUCACAUUGCAGCUCACUUGUGAUUUUACAAAGUUCUUUUUAUUCAAUUAAUAGUCUCCCCACUUGUAGAAAUUUGGCAACUGAUUGAAAAAUAAUAAAGUAACUGACUGACGUAGCCCAAGUUUUAACUACUUAGAAUUUUGAUUACCCUGUGGUAUGUCAGAAAUUAUAAAAAAAUGUAGUUUGCUACGUUUGUAAUAUGAUUGUGUAUUUUCUUAUUUAACAUUGAGCACCAUGUAUCACAUCACGUUAUAUGUAUCCUCGUUUUGAGUACUAGAAAACAAAAUAAAGCAUUGCAUGUUGUUACUCAACCUCUGACGAUAAAUGGGUUAAAGAUGUAAAUUAGCUGGUACUUGUAAAAUUUGAAUACUGUCAUACGGUUUGUUUUGUGGUCUGACUUUCUGAAAAGGUAAUUGUGUGGCUUUCAUAAUGUCUCAAUGUGUUUGUUUAUUUUCAGAUAAAUACUGAACAUGAUGGUGAACUUAGGAAUCCACCGGCCAGCCCUGGCCUAUUCUAUGACCACAUUAGGUGCUGGAAUGAUGAACCAUAUAUUUAAUUUCUAUUACGUCAAGCUGUUUCUCAACCAAUACAAGAUAACCGAAGGGGCUUUUAACCAAGCACAGGUACUGUAAGAUAUUUAUAAAAGAAUCAUACAAAUUAACACUGAGGCCAUAAGAGUAGCGAAUCUGCAAAAUGUUAAAGGGCAUCUGCCAUGGUGCAUAUGAUGUAUUCUUAAAUUAAAGAGCAUUAUAUUUCAUGCAUAUAUUGUGCUACCUAAAUUCUAGCAAAUACAUAGAUUUUCUUAAUGCUCUCUUGAUGCCAUCUGCAGAGAGGUCUAAGGAGGAUUUACUGACAUUGAGAGCGGGAGAACCCUCUUACAGUGUUCUCCUGGUCCUCCAGGAAGUGUUUCUCCUGCUUGCAAAAAGAGUAUAGGACAUAAAGCCACAAUGAUGGUGUCAUUAGGGAGGAUCUCCCUACUUGGGGAGAUGUUGUAGCAGUGCCAAUCGCAGGAGGGUAAGAGUAAGUUUCGCAACAGAACACCUGUGGACCUCUGAAAAUGGUGGCACUUAACUGAGGGGCAAAAGGUAGGUAUAACUAUAGCAUCUCCCAAAGCCAAUACAUUUAUAAUUUAUCUUUAUGAUAACUUUAAUAUUGGUUAAAGUUUUACCUGAGAUGACAAGUUUAAUUUUAAAGGAUCAAUUAUAUACAGCAGGUGUCUUCUGUUCUUACUCUUGUCUAUUAAAGCACAAUGGGGGAAAAUGCCAAUGCAAUUAAACUAUUCUGCUAAUUCACAUGGGGAUUUGGUGAGCUGAAAACUGAAUUUCAAAAUGCAGGUCACAGUAGAGGGGAAACAAAAUCUCCAACUUAGCUUGAAUGUUAAAAAGCUAGUGAUCGGUUAACUUUUAGGGCAUAUUGUAAUUUAUCUCUAAAAGUAGUGUUCUCCAGUUGAUUUAUUAAUUGACUUUUCAAUACUUUUUUUUAGGUCGUGUUUAUGAUCUGGAAUGCCGUAAAUGACCCCUUGUUUGGAUACAUCCAAGACAACUCCAAAGUGCCAUGGUGUUCUAAACGUCGACAAUCUAUUUUGUAUGGUGCUCCAUUCUAUGCUCUUGCCUUCCUGCUUCCCUGGUUUCCUUGGACAAACUACAAAGAAGGUGAUUGGCUAAGUGGCAUGCAUCUUAUGAUUGCACUGUGCGUGUUUGAUGGCAUGUUGACUUUUGUUCUGCUAGCCCAGUGUGCACUGUUUGCAGAGAUUUCAACCAGGCACGAAAGUCGUCUUCAGCUCAUUAAAUAUAACCAGGUGGCAUCACUGCUGGGCUCCUCAAGUAUCCUCUUUUGUGGACUGGUAUCUGAUAACAUGGAAAAGUUCUCGAACUUUCAAACAUUUACAGUGUUGGUGGCUGUAUUGUCAACAGCAUGCAUGUGUUACACAGGUAUUUUUGGCAUCAGCCAGUACGAGCAAAAGGAGAGCUCUUUGGAGAGGUAUAAAUCAGAUGGUUCUCUCUCUUGGUCCUCUGUCUUCACACUCACCAAACAAAUCUUAACUCAAAAGAACUUUAUCAUAUUUGUGUCUAUGAACUUCUUUCAAGUCUUGCAUGCUACGUUCUGCAGUAACUUCAUGAUGAUUUUCGCUGAUAACCUCAUUCCAAAGGAUACGCUCCCUUCCUUCGUAAGAAGCAUCAUGUAUGGAGCUGGCUUCAUGUUUCCUCAGGUACCCUCAGUUUCAUUUAAUAUAUACCAUUUAUAGAAUGCAAUCCAACAGGAUUAACUCCUCUUUAGAAUAGCAGAAGGAACACUGGAGUAGUGUAGCUUUUAAUGUGGAAGGUAUAUUUGUAUGCUGUACUGUUAAGAUGUCUUCCUGUUAGAACUAAGGAGCCCUAGUCAUAAUUACUCCUCUGAAGAACUUUGAAGUUGGCACUGUAAGUCAUGGAUCGGAUUUGCCAAUUUUAUUUGUCUGUUGGACUACCAGAUGCAGAUAAAGUGCUACAUCACUCUAGGGCAGUGGCUUUCAACCAGUGAGCCACAGCAAAGUGGUGUGCCCAAGACACUUCAAAGUCUGACACAAACACAAUGGCUUUAGAGCUUUAGUCUUCAACUCAGUGCACUCAGCCAAUGAGCGAAGUCCUGCACUGCGGGGCUUAGCUCAGGCAGAGAGCUUCCAGUUCUAGAAGAACAUUUUGACUGCUUACAUUGGGGCAUUGGAGGGGGUAGCAUGGAGGGGGCAACAGGGCACUGCUGGUACCAUAGCCAUUACAGCGCACUGCAGUUGUUAUGGUGCUUGGCAGGUUCCUUUGCUCCCUCGCAAACAUUAUUUCAAGUUGAGUUAACAUGUCAACAAUUCCUUGUAGCUCAUCUGUUAAAGCUCUGCUUUCUGUCUGUAGUUUGUCUUGUUGACACCAGCUUGGCAUACUUUGCUUUUGAAUGCGAACAGUGGCUAGCAUCACUUUUCUUUUCCAACCUCUUCAUUGCUUUUCAUACCUUUAUUUUUUUUCAUUCUUUUUCUUUUUAAAACUACACCGAAUUUAGAGCUCUCAGACCGAAUUCUCUCUUUAUUGAUAUGCUGUGCCAGGUUGAGCUGUGACAGGUUAGUUUAAGCAGAUGUCCAGAGAAGUUGGUAACCAUGUAAUCUGCCAUGCUGUAUAUCUUUUUUGCAUAAUUCUUGAUGAACAGUGAUGCUCUAUUUUCUGAUAUUCAUGAGAAUACAUGGCCAAAAUAAGUGGGAAAAUGUCCAGAAUAUCUAUUUCUCACCAUUUAUUUCCACUUAUGGUGUUUUUAUUUUACUAUAAUACACUGUUCAAUAAACAUUUUUCAAUGUCACAGUUAAUGCUUUUUAAAACCCUCCAUUUUUCAUAAAGAUUCCUCUUUUAACUGUUUCCACAUGGGAAAUGAUCACAUUACAUGGAACACAGUUUGACACAUCUUGAUGUAUGUUAGAAGCGGCUACGAUUUAACAUAGUAUUUGGCAAUGGCAAAAAAUAGGUAGGGAGAUUUCUCUCUCUAAGUGGGGUCCUGCAAAAAAAUGCAUUGUGCAAGCAAGCAGCAUUUUAUUGUGGCCUGUCACGGGCAAUAUCCCAAAGGGGGUUAUAUGGUCAAUCUUGCAGAAACCGAGUUAGUCAAAGGAAAGUGCUUAACAGCGGUAAGACACAUGAAUAAUUAAUUAAAUAAAAGGUUUGUUUGCUUAAUGUGGAAUCGAAAACGGAGUUGCACAAUUUAGAUCAGAAUAGCUGAUCUAGAGGAUAUCUCCCAAAUCAGCCUGUUUUCAGCUGUACUAUCUUGCCAUAUUUUCAGUGGUAUUCAAUAGACUGUUUAGUAAAUAUACCACAUUCUAUCUGUAACUGGGAACCUAUUUCUCCUACAGUACUUGUACACAAUAUAAUUGCUUCGAUAAUCACUAUAUUUUAGCAAGCAAGGCAGGAGACUGGUUGUACAGCUGGUCUUUAUUUUAAAUCGAUCAUUACUUUGAUUUAUUUUUUUCUUCCUUAAUUUGUUUUGCAACUGAAAACAUAAACAAGUACAUACUAUUUUUAAGGGCUACUGGUAUACAUUUAAAGAGACAGCAGUGUUUUUGUUUUGUUUUUUAAGUGGUAUGAAGAUAACUUUUUUUUAGGAAAUAAUCAUUUUGAUUGUGUUGAAAUUUGAUUAAAAUUGUACCGCAAUUUAUAAAUAUCAUAAGAUAAAGUAGGGACUAUUAUGUCUUAUGGCCCUUGACGACCAUGGCAAAAUAUGACAAAAAGCAUGUCCAGCAGUCGUCACUAGCAGCAGCUGAGGAAAGAUGCAAAUUCUUGUCAAUUGCAUUAAGUAGUUCUUUGGAUUAGCUCUCUCAAGUCUGUGCAAUCUUCCAUAGGCCUCUGUUUUGUAGUCUUGUGCAUGCGCAAGAGUACAAUAGUGAUGGCUCCUAGCAGAUGAAGCACCAGAAGAAGGUUCCCAUAAUAAAGAUGGCAGUGCUUGCAAGGGAGAGCUACAGGUAAAUACGUCUCCUGUUCGUUUCUAUCCUAGUUACCAAACAUCCAGUGGGUAUGUCACCUUUACAAUAUCAUGACAUGAAGGGGGUGCUGCCUUGAGACAGCACUAUCCCUUUAAAUGUGGGAACCAAUUUAUCAAAGACACAAUGAAUAGAGUAAAUCAAGAAAUAUAUAUUAAAGGGAACCAAAGGACAAAAGAUAACAAAACAACAUGUAAUAAAUAUAUACAAUGCCACAGAAUAUAUACAAUAAAUCAGGAUUGCCACAAAUUGGGCAGGCAGAGUACACUUAGUCCUUUGGUAUAAAAAUGUAUUUGGGCAGGAUUGUGCAGCCACCACAGAAACAGGUGGGACACAGAUCCAGAGUCACAAAAGAAAUAUGACACCAGGAAGCAAAGCCCGAAGCAGGACAAACGAACAAGGCUGCAGGAUCAGGAUCACUGGUAAUAAGGAAAUGGCAGGAACACUGAAUCAGAACACAGGAUUGGGAGGCACAGGAACCGGAGGACAUGGCACCACAGGAACAGGAGGACACAGGAACAUCGGACCAGGAGGACACGCGAACAGAGGAUCAGGAAAUGCAGGACACAGGAUCAAGGAGCGAAGAGUCAGAAUCUCAGGAACCAAGAAACAAGAGACAAUGAUCUGACAAGGAGUGAGGGGAGAAACCAGACUAUAUAGGUGCUAAACAAGGACCAAGUGAAGUGCUAAUGAAAAGAAAUUAGGAACAGUGUCAAACAGUGAUCGUGGUGAGUGUGGGUACUGCACGAGGGCAAAUCAACUAAGAUGACAUGCAAGACCUCCGAACUAACAGAGCUGCUUUUGUGUCUAUAUAAUAAAAGAACGUUUUGAAACAUUCCAAUAGUAUAUUUAAAGUCACGAAACUUGCCUAUAUUUGCUUGCAUUGUCACAUUUUGUGGCAGACUCUGGCCUGCCAUUAGUGUGUCUUCAUCUGUGAACACCCCCAUUUGAAUUACAGCUGUAUUUUGAUUGUCUGAAUUCUCUAAGCAGCAAUUCCGAAUAUAACUUUGAUUCUAUAUGGGCUCCUAUCUCACAUUGCAACCCUCGUCUAAAAUACAGAGCUCUUUGCAGCAUUAAAAUCAGUGACUGUUACUUGUUUCAGGCUUAUUUACCCUUGAAAGAAAAAGUAUAGUAUAGGUAUUCCUCUGCAUUUUGUUCUACCUUUUGACGCUUUGCCGCACUAUUGUUUGUGCUGGUAUAAAAGAUAAUAAAUAAAAUGAAAUUAAUGUCUUCAUAAAUUCUUUUUUUGCAGUUACUUGUGCUAAUAAGUCAUUCGAUGUUGACGAAGAUUGGCUACUAUAAAGUGAUAAUGUAUGCAUUCUACAUAGAGGUGUUUGCAUCAGUCUUUAUGCUUAUAAUGGGACCUCAACGUUAUUAUGUCCUGGCUAUAUUUCUCACCACUAACAUGUAAGUAAAAUGCUACUUCUCAUUUCUUUUGAAAGAAUCUCACUUUUUCCUUUAUUUCUAAUUAUUGUUUUGUUUCCCACUGAUCUAAUAGCCACAUUCCAAAGAAUCCAAUGUUCGUGUACUCCUAAUUUUAAUUUCCAUAUUCCAUAUCUGUACCUAGCAAGAGAUAUAAAGUGCUUCUGACUUAUUAUGGAACAAUUAUGUUCACCCUCUGUGAAUUCUGUGACUAUGCCUAUUACACAUUGUGGCGAAACCGGCCUCGCCACGUGUCCUUGGAGGGGGCUGCUGCCCGCCUCUUGCCUUUGGACUAUGGACCAGACUUUAUGUGAAUGUAUUAACCCAGAUAGCUAUGCCAUGGAGCCCAUUCGUGUAGUUAAAGACUUCGGCUCCAUGGCAAUUGAACUGUGUGAAUAGGAUCUGAGCGCUAUUCGGUAGUUUUGUGCGCUCAGAUCCCAGCUAUCUGAGGAUAUGUGACAUGUCUGUGUUUUAUGUAUAAAAUGUGACUUUGUGUAUUUUAUAAUAUUUUAAUGCUUUGUGCUCACCAUGUGCAUAAUGGAGUCUUGUGUCUGUCCUGGGAGAUAAUUGAAUUACUUCUCAAUUCAAUCUCCAGGAUAGAAGACUCUGAAACUGGUUUGGGCCGGAAAGCCAUGCUUCAUUUAGUCACAAAGGACUUUCCCUUAACUUUUGAACCCCUGGUCUGAUUCGUGCCAUUUUUUAAUAUGUUGUUCCCCUGAAUGGAUUGAUUAUGAAAAUGUAUGUUUUAUGUUUGUGACAUGUAUAUUUUAGAAGUUAUAAAUAUUGUGUAAAAACUGUAUUCCUCUGCCGGUGAUAAUGAGAUUACCCAUUGUGUUCAGUAAUCAUAUCACAGGCAGAGGGGAGGAUUUUGUGUGGGAGUGUCUGGGUGUAUUGUACGGAUUGAUUGGUUGUUUUGUAACGCCCUGUGGGCUGUACUAUGUUUGUGGAUUGGAAAUAAAAGAGACUGUAUGUGACAGUACAGGGAGUUCCUGUUUUAACCCUCAAAGUGAAGUGUCGUCUCAUUAUUGGGGGAAGGAUUUAUUGUAUGCUGUUCCAGUUUUUUUUUUUUUUUUCAAUUUGACAAUUUUUAUUUUGUCAGAACUUGGGGUACAGAAAAAAGAAGGGGGGGUUAGAAGGGAAAGGAUAAGCACAAAAUACUGGCAUGAUAUGGUAUGCAGUACAUAGAUACAUCAGUACAAGGAUACAAUACGUAAUUGCAAUGCAUAAGUACAUAAUUACAGUGUAUAAAUACAGUACUCCCAUUUCCUCUACGUGUGACCUAUGGGGUCCUGCCCCUGCUUGUCUUAUUGCUAUAGUUUGGGUAAGUUGUCCCUGUUAGAGUUCCCCUAGGUGGGAGUUGUGGCCUGGUGUCCCUUGGUGUACAUAAUGUAAAGCAAUCCUACUGAGCCCGAGGGCCUUUCCUUCGCGUAGCGCCUCAUAAGGGUGAAAAAAGGGGGGGGUGGUGUGGGGAGUAGUGAGGUCUGACACCUUUCUUCCCAUCAGUUUUCGUGGAUAUAUCAAUCCACUCUUGACUUCAAUACUUAAGGGUUUUAUGAGUUGUUGGUUACUAGCACAUGUGCAUUGGGUGUCGUGUGCCCUCUAAUGUAGUGAGGUGGUGGGGCUACCGGAGCUGUACAUCCUAUGGGUUGUGUACCCGUAGGUUAAGUUAUAGGCCUAAUUAUGUUGGGUGUUUUAACUCCCAGUUUUCCCAUACUUCCCUUUUCCAGCUGUUUCCUGGUGACAUUCUUGAGAUAUUGGAUUCGUACUUUCCUACUUGAGAUACAUGUUUAAUAAUAUCUUGUGUUGCUGCAUUAUUGGGCGAUAGCCAGUUUUUUGCUACUAGUUGUUGAGCUGCUACUAGUAUGUGAAAUAUUAAGUAUCGUACAGGUUUAGGGUAGGUGGUGCCUAGCAUAAAGAGAAGUAGAGAGGUAGGGGUGUUUGGUAUGUUCACUGAUGUGUGACGGUGUAUCAAUGAGAUGACUGCUUUCCAAUAUGGUUGAAGUUUGGAGCAUUUCCACCAAACAUGGAGAAAUGAUCCUAUUUCGGUUUUGCAUCGCCAGCAGGUGUUGGGUAGUGUUGGGUCUAUUGUGGCCAAUCUCGUAGGGACCAUGUACCAGCGGUAAAGGAUCUUGCGGGUUGUUUCUAGGUGAGAUGCACACUGUGUUAGGCCUUUCGUUAUAUUUAUCGUGGCCAUCCAAAUUUUCUCCGGUAUUGACUGGUUUAGGUCUUUUUCCCAGGAAAGUACGAAGGGGAGAGUUUUAACCUCACGUCUAGAUAACAGCAGGGCAUAUGUGGUGGAUAUGGGUUUUUUAAUCUGUUUACCCGCCAUGAAAAGUUUCUCAAACUCUGUUAACUCAGGGGUGGUUUGGGGCUUGAAAGUUUGUAUUUUGGAUUUCCACCAAGAUGUUAAUUGCAUAUAUGAGUGGUACGCCGUGUUGGGUAACGUGUAGGUCUCUUUCAUGUGAUCAAAUGUAUCUAAUUUCCCCUUGUUGAAGAGAGAAUGUAGGUGAAGUACACCACAUCUGUUCCAGACCCUGUAGUUAAAAUCUGGUAUUUCCCAAGCUAGAGCUUUGAUAGGGGUAGAGAGGGCAAUCGGAUAAUUGCUACAUAGAAAUUUACGCGAUGCGUCCCAUAUUUUCAGCAUUGCUAGGGUGGUUGGGAGUACCUGUGUUGUGUUUCCUCUGUUCUUCGGGGAUAGCCAUAUUAAUGCGUCUAUUUCUUGGUUUUGUAGCCAAUGUUGUUCUAGCUGCACCCAUUGUGGCCUGUCCCGCUCCUGGGCGGCGGGGAAGAGGCUAGCCAGCACUGCUGCUCUGUGAUACAAUUGUAUAUUGGGUAGACUCAUUCCUCCCCUGUUCCUAGGUUGGUAUAGUGUGGUUAUGGCUAUUCUGGGUCGUUUCCCCUGCCAAAUGAAAAAAUUAAUCUGUUUCUGAAGUGCCAUGAAAUAAGCCCUUGGUAUUUGUAGAGUGAGUGUUCUAAACAGAUAUUGUAGUUUGGGCAAAAUUACCAUUUUGACCGCUGCUAUGCGCCCUGACCAUGAGAUAAAUUUAUUUCCCCAGUUGUGAAGCAAAGCAGUGAUCUCCUUGCUGAGUUUAACGUAGUUUAUGUUAUAUAGGUUGGACAAGUUAUGUGGGAGCUUUACCCCUAGGAAAGUCAGAUGGUCAUCCCUCCAGUCAUAGGAGAAUUGUUUCUUUAAUGCCGACAAGUACGCACUGUCCAUACCCACUCCCAUGGCUUGUGUUUUGGAAAGGUUUAAUUUAUAAUAUGAACAUUUGCUAUAUUCCUGUAAUAUGGCGUGGAAUUUUGGCAGGGAUGUGUGUGGUUCAGUGAUUGUGAGCAGAACAUCAUCCGCGAAAAGGUUCAGUUUGUGCUCGCUAUCUCCCACCCUAAUCCCUUUGAUCUCCUUCUCCAUGCGGAUAGCCUCGGCCAAGGGUUCUAGGGCCAUGAUAUAUAGGAGGGGCGAUAGGGGGCACCCUUGCCUAGAGCCAUUAGUAAUAGUGAAGGGUGCGGAUUGAAAUCUCGAGGUGAAAACUAGCUUCGGGGUUGCUAUACAGGGAUUUGACUAUUGAGAUAAAGUGCAUGGGGAAAUCAAAUUUGGCCAGGACCGCCCGCAAGAAUGACCAAUGCAGGCGGUCGAAGGCUUUUUCUGCAUCAAGGGAUAAUAAGAGACUUUGAGGAGAUUGUCUGUGCAUAGUGUGUAGUAGUGCAAGGGCUUUGCGUGUUCCAUCUGUCCCCUGCCUUCCAUGUACGAAGCCGACUUGGUCAGAGUGGAUGAUGUGUGGGAUUAUGUUUGACAUGCGGUUAGCGUAUACUUUAGCAAGGAUUUUAACAUCAGAGUUGAGUAGCGAAAUUGGUCGAAAGUUAGCACAUUGGGUUGGUGGUUUUCCUGGUUUGGGUAAUGUGGCCACAUUAGCCGCGAGCAUGUCUGCUGGGAUGGAUUCUAGUGUAGUGGUGGAUGUGAAGAGCGACACUAACCUGGGGACCAGAGUGGAGGAGAAUUUCUUAUAAUACAAAUUUGGUAGGCCAUCUGGACCUGGGGCUUUGUUAUGUGGCAAGUUUUGUAUUACUGUUUCCAGUUCCAAUUGGGAGAUGGGUUUAGAUAAAGAGGAUCGUUGCUCGUCUGUCAAUUUGGGCAGAUUAAUUUUGUCCAAAAAACUAGCUAUUUCCCCUUCUGUGGGUUGAUGCACAGUAGGGUCAUUUUUGAGGUUAUAGAGUUUCCCAUAAAACUCUGCAAAAUGGUUACUGAUGUCUUGGGGUUUGAUGAUUUUUUCCCCAUUUCGAGAAAAGAGGUGGGAUAUUUUGGUGUGGGCCUGAGCGUCUCGGAGUCUACUUGCUAAAAGCGAGCCCGCUUUGUUGCCCAUGCAGUAUUCUCUCGUUUUCAGCCUAUGUAGGGUACGUGUCGUUUUGGCUAUGUUAAUGUCAUACAGUUCCGAUUGGAGCCGUGUUAUAAGUUCCGCAUCUUGUGGGUUUGGAUUAACCAUGUGAGCUGCGGAAGCAUCUCUCAAUUUCCUAAGGAGGUGUAGGGAGUUAGCCUGGGAGAUCUUUUUGAGGUGCGAGGCACGCCUUAUGAACAGGCCCCUUACUACAGCCUUAUAGGCCCUCCAUACUGUCGUGGGACUCGUUUCUGGUAUGUCGUUAGUGGAGAAAUAGUGUGUGAGUUCGGUUUCUAUCUCUAACUUAAACUGUUCAUCCUGUAAAAGCGAUUCAUUUAAUCUCCAGGGGUUACAACCUCGGUAUCUAAAAUCAUCUUUUAAAGUUGCUAUCACAGGUGCGUGGUCAGACCACAGGAUAUCCCCCAUAACACAUGAUUGGAUUAGGUUAAGUGAAGGGCCUGGUACGAGUAACACAUCUAUUCUGGAGAAUGACUUGUGUGGUUUAGAGUAGUAAGAGUAUCCUCUCUCUGAAGGAUGGAAGGUUCGCCAACUAUCAUAUAAAUUGAACUUGAGCAAUAACUGUGUCAGGUUUUUGCAAUGCGGUUUGAGGGAUUUGUGUCUAGAGGCUUGUGGAGGCGUAGAAGUAUCAAGAAGGGGGUCUAAGACGUGGUUUAUGUCUCCACAUAUCACUGUGGUUCCUCUUUGUACCUUCGCCACUUUCGUGAGGAUACUAAACAGAAAAUUACGUUGGUUUUCAUUUGGUGCAUACACGUUUACUAUUGUGUAGACUGCAUCGUUCAAUAAGCAGAUAACUAUCAGAUACCUUCCCUUGUCAUCUGAGAAUCUCUGUAGCAGUUCAAAGGCAACGGAGUUGUGGAUGUAUAUGGACACUCCUCUGGAUUUGGAUAAGUGGGAUGAAUGGAACUGGUGGGGGAAGUGUUUCAUGCCAAAGUGGGGCGUAUUAGCCUUGGCGAAGUGGGUCUCUUGGAGACAGAGUAUGUCUGCCUUCAGCUUGCGGGCCUCUUGGAGUAACAUGUGCCUUUUAUGGGGCAUAUUUAGUCCCCUCACAUUGUGGGAAUAGAUCUUCAGAGGGAGUUGCGAGUGAGCUUGUUAGGUAAGCAAGUGAGUGCCUUAUUUGGGUGCAAGUAUCCCAUUAUACAUAGGUUAAGGAGAGGAUGAGAUGAAGUACCUAGGUAUGCCAUGCUUGUGGCAAGUUUUUGGGUGCUCAACUUUGUGCCUGGGAAUAUAACUGGGUAAGUAGGGGGGUGGUGGUGGGUAGGGUAACAAACAUCGAACAAAAGUAUAUACAGAUGAAACCGAUCUCGGUGCAAGGCGCGCCUGUGCUGCGCCGUGGGGGGCAUGGGAUCGGAGUGGUGGACAAUCGUGGCCUGAGCUGGCUAAAUGUUAAAGUGCUGCUCAGACAACUUAUAACACCAAUCGACAGGGCCCCUUGUUUCAAAACCACAAGGGGUUCCAGAAUGAGCACUCUUUUCUAUGUAGCGGGAGUAGAUGUAUUGUCCCCGCAGGGUGACAUUUUCUUGUAGAGAGGGGGGGGGGGAAAUUAGUGCUGUGACCGGUGCCGCAUGGGCAGAAUUGACUAGUACGGUAAGAGACCAGGGAUUCACUACAGUGCUUUCCGUGUGUGCAUAAGGUUUAAAGUCACAUUAAUGCAUGCGACUUGGUCUGGGAGGUUCACCUAUGGAGCGGAUGUCAAUAGAUGGCAGAAUGGGUAGAUAAUGUGUCCGCCUCAUUAGCUUGGGAGUGUGGAGGGCUUUAGUGUCUGUGUUCGGCCCUUAUGUAGUUCCCACUGUAAGACACCAUUCACAUACAAUUUCCAUAUCAUUAUUAGUGCUCGGGUUGAGCUUCGCUUCGACUCUGUUCCAACAACCCCUAUUUCAAACACAACCAUGCAAUGUGGCGAUUGUACAUAAGUAUAUAUCUUGAACACAUGGGUUGCGCACCGAAGGAUCAGAUGGCUACUAAGUUUCAUCUAACCCUGGUUGUCGGCUUAAUAUUGUGUAUACUAUAUCAGAUCUACAGAGACAUAACUCCGCACUCCGUCCAAUCCUCAUGUGGGUUUACCCUGGAGCGCUGCCUAAAGCUCAGUCCAUGCUUUUUGGAGAUUGUGUACUGGCAGAAGGCUGGUUACCAGCGUUUUGUAUAGGCGUUGUGCGGGUUAAUCUAAUUUACAGCUUUUCACAUAAAAAUCAAUCAGUCUAUUGUCUCAUGUUCCAGCUCCCUGCUGAGGGGGGGUUGGAGGCCCCUACUUGGUGCCAGACACUAAUCUAGCGUUCCCACAAAAUUGCAACAUGUCGUGGCUCAUCACUUUAGUAAUCGAUGUGCCAGUCCUAGCUUAGCUAUGCUUACGGGUUGUACGUGAGUCAUAUGUACCUUCCUUGAUUGAUGUGUGUGGUUAAUAGCGAUGCCCACGUGUUAAACUAUGUGAACCUCCUGAACGCUGACGGUACAGCACCCUAUACCGGCCAUAUUUUCUAUUAUGCUUCUGCGGCACCUUGUCAAGCCCACAUUGAGUUUUUAAGUUAUAUAGGGCAUAUGCUAUACUGCUCUGCCAAACACUUAUACAUAACAAUUACAGUACAGUUAUACAUGAAUAAUUACAGUGCAUGUCAUUAUGGUAUUGUCAGCUUAUAGCAUCCAUCGCACGGAUGCUGUUAGGUAGGAUGGUUGUUAAAUGGGUUGUAAUUGAAAUACAGUCAUAUACCGCCGGAGCGGGGAUACUUGCGGUAAGUUGUUAGUUGGUAGUAUGCCAGUCUUUCUCCACUUGGCGCGGGCCCUUGGGAGCUUGAGAGUCCCCUACCACGGGUAAGUUCCAUUGUCUUAGGAGGUCCAGCCCUUCUUCCACCGUGUGGAUGGUCGUGGUUGUCCCGUUUCUUGAGGCAAUGAGGCGAACCGGGAAACCCCAGCGGUACAGAAUGUGGUUGGCUCGGAGGGUCUCCGUUACCCGCUGGAAGGUCUUGCGUUGUCUCAGGGUGGCCGCGGAAAGGUCAGAAAACAUCUUGAUCGCGGCAUAUUCCAUCGGUAAGUCUUUCGCCGUCCUGCUCCUCCGCAUUAAUAGAUCCUUCACGUGGAAAUAGUGGGCUUUCAGCAAAACAUCCCUGGGUAGUGAAGCCGCUAUUUGUUGGGGUUUCGGGAUUCUGUGUAGGCGGUCUAAUAGCAACAUGUCCGUGUGGACCUCAGGGGCCAGAGCUUUGAAAAGGCCGUGCACGUAGCUGGGAAGGUCUGCUUGGAGAAUAGUCUCCGGUAUGCCCCUCAGUCUAAUGUUGCUUCUCCUUGAUCUGUCCUCAAGGUCCAUAAUCUUGGUUUCGCAGUGCUGCAAUUGGGAUGAGAGGGAUUUGAUUUGUUCAGUCGAUGCAUUAUGUGCGUCAAUUAAGUCCUCCAUUUUGGUCUCCACGUGCGUUGUGCGGGAGCCGAUAUCUUGUAUGUCGCGUUUUAAUUCUGCAACGCUUGAUUGCCAAAUUGAAAUUAAUCGUUGCGAUUGUUCUUCUAGGGCUUGUUUCAGUGUUGUUAUGGUAAGCAGCCCACCAUUUUGUGGUGAAUCGGCUUCCGAACCAGGGCUGCUGCCUCCUGAAUGUUCAGCGCCAUCUUGUUGCUCCGCGGCCGCGGAUUGUAUAGCUAGGGCUGCCACCUUUUUUUUGCGAGAAAAAGUUGGUUUUGUCGAGCUUGUCUUGUUGUCGCCGGGAUUUGGGUUGCGACAUCUCGCUUUCGGCUCGAGUUACCCCGCUGGGUGCUCCCUUAUUCUUAGUUUCGCCUAGCUCGUGGUGCAGAGCUAAAGACUCAAGCGGCCAUCUUUCUCCGCGUCCAGCCACGCCCCCCAUGCUGUUCCAGUUUGACUGCUAGGAGAGUAAACCUAUUCGUAUGGUUCCUAUUCAACUGUCUACAGCAUUCAAAUGCUUGGGAGAAUUUAUUUGUUUCUCCGGUUCGGUGAUUGUGGUGUCUGCCAGAGUGCUUGGAGUCCUCAGGAAGCGCUAGGAGCAUCCUUUAACGGAGGUACCCAGUCGGGGUGCCAGGCGAUCCGUUACACACAUGUUCUUUUCAUAUUGUUCCAUAAUCUGCUAACACUAAGGAUAGAACAUAUCACCGUUAUAAUAACCAAAGACACUUCACACUGAGAUUCAUAGUAAAGGAACACUACAGUGCUAGGAAAACAUACUCGUUUUCCUGGUUCUAUAGGGUCCUUGGCCCCCCUCGCCAUCGGGGGCCCCCUCCCGCCGGGCUCUAGGGGGCUCCCUCGGCGCUGGGGAAUCUCCUCCUUCUGCCGUCAUCGACUGAAUGCGCAUGCGCGGCAAGAGCCGAGCGCGCAUUCAGCCAGUCUCAUAGGAAAACAUUCUCAAUGCUUUCCUAUGGACGCUGGCGUCUUCCACUUGGCUUGAUGUUUCAUUUUUUGGCGGGAUCUUUAUUUUCCUUUUGGUUUUCCCACUUUUUCGCUAUGAUUUCAUUAAAGGCUACGUUUUAUCUAUUUGUUCAGUUUAAUCCUGACUGAAUUAGGUAUAUUUCCACAUAUAUAUUAUUAUUACUAUUUGUAAUACCAAUUUCCCACUGCUUUUGGAUACUUCGAAAUCCUCCUAUUUUUUCAUUUCCCUGUUUAGGAGGUUUUCUCUGUAUCAGCUCCCCAAUUUCUUGUUUUAUUUAUUUUCUGUUCUUUAUUGAGCCACUAAAUAGCAGGCAAGAUAGAAAUCUGCUCCUACUAGUGGAGGGGCCACAGAGGAUUUCAGUCUGGAGACAUCGCAUAUCAUUUUAAUUCAAUGUUUUCGACAGCCUUCUCUCAUGUUGGCACCGACUUAACAUGACAACACAGUAAAGGGGUAGAGCUUACGUCUCCUCUGUUUUCUUUGAUAAAAUCAGCAACUAGUUGCAUUAAGAUAUGUUUUCUUUGUGCGGAAAGUUCCAAACUCUCUGAAAUGAUUUAGGUGACUCAUGCAGUUGUGCUGUCCAUUUAUCCAUUUCCACUGCCUUCCUCAUUUUAUGAAUGACAGUAGUCAAGGUGGUAAUGUUGCUUGAUGAGCACAAUCCCCUAUGGCUCUAUGGGGAAUAACCCUGUUAGUGCAUAACCUUGUGAAAUGAGCUGUAGUUAAGCCUAUCUGCCACUAGAGGGUGAGAUGGACGAUCCCAAAGUUUUAAAACACUGAACCUCUGGGUUCUAGCAUAUGUGUUUCCUUUUAAUUCUUUCAUGACAGAUGACUUGCAGUGACUGUCAUCAUAUAAAGGGAUUUGUAUAACCCUUGUCAGGACGGGGUUAAACAUUAUGAUUAGCAGCUGGUAUAUAAAAAAUCUCUGAGUGCUUCUUUAAAUACCAUUUACAACUAAGAGGAUUAUAUACAAAAAUUAUAGCUCCUAUUUCAUCCGGUACAAGGACUUAAGUAUUUUUAAUCUUUUAAUAAUCUUUCUGUUUUUCUAGGGUACUUGUGCAUGCCUCAUUUAGCAUAUUUAAUCUUCCAAUUGCUGAUAUUGUGGAUGCUGACAUGGAAAAAUACAAACGCAAGUAAGUAUGAUCAUGUUCGCUUAUACUUUAUAGGAUGCUUCACUUAUAUUAAUUCAUCCAGAAAUGUGUUUUAUUAUCACAUUGAUUUAAAUAAUUGGAGCCUAGUACUUUCCCUGCUCAUCAGUGAACACAAAUUCAUCUAUGGUGAUUACCAAAACGAUAUCCUCCAGAUAUUUCUCUGUAUGGUCAAAAAAUACCCAGCACUCAGAUACAUUACCCAGCCUGGUCACCUUACACACCACCCACAUAUUACCCAGCCUGGUCACCUUACACACCACCCACAUAUUACCCCGCCUGGUCACCUCACACACCAUCCAGAUAUUACCCAGCCUGGUAUACUCACACCAUCCAGAUAUUACCCAGCCUGGUCACCAGACACCAUUUAGAUAUUACCCAGCCUGGUCACCACACACCAUCCAGAUAUCAACCAGCCUGGUAAACUCACACCAUCCAGAUAUUACCCAGCCUGAUCACCACACACCAUCCAGAUAUUACCCAGCCUGGUCACCACACACCAUCCAGAUAUUACCCAGCCUGAUCACCACACACCAUGUAGAUAUUACCCAGCCUGAUCACCACACACCAUCCAGAUAUUACCCAGCCUGGUCACCACACACCAUCCAGAUAUUACCCAGCCUGAUCACCACACACCAUGUAGAUAUUACCCAGCCUGAUCACCACACACCAUCCAGAUAUUACCAAGCCUGGUCACCACACACCAUCCAGAUAUCACCCAGCCUGGUAUCCUCACACCAUCCAGAUAUUACCCAGCCUGGUCACCACACACCAUCCAGAUAUUACCCAGCCUGAUCACCACACACCAUCCAGAUAUUACCCAGCCUGGUCACCACACACACCAUCCAGAUAUUACCCAGCCUGGUCACCACACACCAUCCAGAUAUUACCCCGCCUGGUCACCACACACACCAUCCAGAUAUUACCCAGCCUGGUCACCACACACCAUUUAGAUAUUACCCAGCAUGAUCACCACACACCAUCCAGAUAUCACCCAGCCUGGUAUACUCACACCAUCCAGAUAUUACACAGCCUGAUCACCACACACCAUCCAGAUAUUACCCAUCCAGAUAUUACCCAGCCUGGUCACCACACACCAUUUAGAUAUUACCCAGCAUGAUCACCACACACCAUCCAGAUAUCACCCAGCCUGGUAUACUCACACCAUCCAGAUAUUACACAGCCUGAUCACCACACACCAUCCAGAUAUUACCCAGCCUGGUCACCACACACACCAUCCAGAUAUUACCCAGCCUGGUCAUCACACACACCAUCCAGAUAUUACCCAGCCUGGUCACCACACACACCAGCCAGAUAUUACCCAGCCUGAUCACCACACACCAUUUAGAUAUUACCCAGCCUUGUCACCACACCAUUCAGAUAUUACCCAGCCUGGUCACCUCCAACCAUCCAGAUAUUACCCAGCCUGGUAUACUCAUACCAUCCAGAUAUUACCCCGCCUGGUCACCACACACACCAUCCAGAUAUUUCCCAGCCUGAUCACCACACACCAUUUAGAUAUUACCCAGCCUGAUCACCACACACCAUCCAGAUAUUACCCAGCCUGGUCACCACACACACCAUCCAGAUAUUACCCAGCCUGGUCAUCACACACACCAUCCAGAUAUUACCCCGCCUGGUCACCACACACACCAUCCAGAUAUUACCCAGCCUGGUCAUCACACACACCAUUUAGAUAUUACCCAGCCUGAUCACCACACACCAUUUAGAUAUUACCCAGCAUGAUCACCACACACACCAUCCAGAUAUUACCCAGCCUGGUCAUCACACACACCAUCCAGAUAUUACCCAGCCUGAUCACCACACACCAUUUAGAUAUUACCCAGCCUGAUCACCACACACCAUCCAGAUAUUACCAAGCCUGGUCACCACACACACCAUCCAGAUAUUACCCAGCCUGGUCAUCACACACACCAUCCAGAUAUUACCCAGCCUGGUCAUCACACACACCAUUUAGAUAUUACCCAGCCUGGUCACCACACACACCAUCCAGAUAUUACCCAGCCUGGUCACCACACACACCAUCCAGAUAUUACCCAGCCUGGUCACCACACACACCAUCCAGAUAUUACCAGCCUGGUCACCACACACACCAUCCAGAUAUUACCCAGCCUGGUCACCACACACACCAUCCAGAUAUUACCCAGCCUGGUCACCACACACACCAUCCAGAUAUUAACCAGCCUGGUCACCACACACACCAUCCAGAUAUUACCAAGCCUGGUCACCACACACACCAUCCAGAUAUUACCCAGCCUGGUCACCACACACACCAUCCACAUAUUACCCAGCCUGAUCACCACACACCAUUUAGAUAUUACCCAGCCUGGUAUACUCAUACCAUCCAGAUAUUACCCCACCUGGUCUUCAAAUGAAUUUUCACAAAAACUACUUUUGUCAUUUAUGGAGUUGUUGUGCAAUGUGUGAUGCUGUAUUUGACUGUCAAUUAAAUUAGAAAAAAAAUAAUUGGGGAAGAAAGGACAAAAAGAUUGGGUUAAAAAAGUCAAACUAAUAUAAACUAACUAAUAUAAUUAUUAGUAUUAAAGAUAAAAAACAUCAAACAUAAUUAACUGUUUCCCUUGGGCGCCUACUCAGUGUAAAUAAUAUGUGUGGGUGCCUAGCUAUAUGCAUUUCACAAGAUGUACACUUUUAGAUUAUCUGUAGCACUGCAGUUCGCUAUUUUAAUUUGAAGAACUUGCAUUUCCUGUUUAUGCUGCAAUAUUUUUAGCUUGUAAAACCGGGUUAUGACAUUAUGGAUAUAAUUGACCUUGAGAACUCGCUUGUCAGCAAGGUAUUUCUCUCCUCUGCUGAUUAAGUACAUUAUAUUCCGCAGAGGUCCCACACAUUUACAUUGUUCUACUUGAAUAAAAAUAAAAUCUUAGGGGCGUGGCUUAGCGGCGAAUGAGAGCGGUCGCCUGAUCUCGGAGCUCUCCCGCCGACGAGUGUACACAGUGUGAAUACACAGCGAGCAAGCACCGGCAAGAGUGACAAACAAGUGGGCAUACCUCCACCACAUAAUGUCCACAAAAAUUUAAACAAAAGACCCUCCAAAUGCAGGUGAUAUCGUCGCCGAAGUGCGGAACGGAGGAACAAAAUGGCGCCGACCAGCCCCAGUCCCCAGCCUCAUGCUCAGAAAGAGGUGAGUUUACCCUCACUGCAGAUGACAUGCAAGCACCAGCCACAAACGCUUCAUUGCAUAACAUGCUAUCUGAAUUAAAACAUACUUUCAAAACAGACUUAAAACAAAUUGCCACAGAUAUCAGCGCUGACAUUCAAGCUUUAGGUGAACGAACAGCACGUCUGGAAGAGAGGGCAGAGGAAACUAUAGAGGCUCAUAAUAGCCUAUCAGAGGCACACAAUGCCCUAAUGCAGAGAGUGCAAAGCCUGGAAGCAAAAGUGGCAGACCACGAAGACCGGGACCGCCGCAACAAUAUUAGAAUCCGGGGAAUACCGGAGUCAAUCGGCUCCCUAGAUCUGACCCAAUAUGUACAAGAAAUAUUUAAAGCAUACGUUCCAGCAUUGAAGGAAACUGAGUUGCUGCUAGACCGAACACACCGCCUCCCAAAACCCAAGCACUUACCGACUACAGUGCCAAGAGACGUCAUAACGCGAAUACACUAUUUCACAACGAAAGAUCGCAUAAUGCAAGCGUCUAGACGCCAAGGUCAGCUCCCAGGUCAAUUUUCCCAAAUCAAGCUAUUCAUUGACCUUUCCACUGCGACCAUGAUAAAAAGGCGCUCGUUUACCCACAUCACAGCGGCAUUGAGAGCGGCAGAUGUACAGUAUAAGUGGGGCUUCCCGACCAAGUUACUAGUAAAACGCAACGGCGUAGACAACCCGAUUCUAGAUCCUGAAUCCGGCAAAAGACAACUGCUGGAGUGGAACAUUCCGAUACCAAAUGACCCCUUACUAGCUACAGAGGACAGAUCUGCAAUCAAACUCCACAAUGAAUGGAAGAAACAACCACGUCCCAAGACCACACAAAGACAAGUCUAGCGUGACCAGAUCUCCCAAUCGUGUGCUGACCACACGGUGCUCAUACGGGACAGGUCGUAUACAAAGACUAUAUUCGUACAUGCUCCUUUCUUGCAAAUUAUCAUGCCGGGCUAGAAGCCUACCUACACCCAGGGAGGGCGUCACUAAGGCCAUCCAGAAUUGCUAUGAUAAUUUUUGCUGUUAAAUCCUUGCUACCGAUUUCAAUAACCGCCCCCAAUGUGGCUACCGACUCAGAGCCACAAGAGAAUCCGUUAAGUUUGACACUGCACCGCAGAGGCGCAGUGAACGGAGCAUUGUACAUAGUUGACUAUUGGUUUAGUUAUUAUAUUGUUUUAUCCUUUCUUUUUUUUAUAAGGCAAACCCCACAGAUGGUAUGUCCUGCAUCCUUAUCACCAUCUAGCACCACCAUGUUAGCUAUACAACUACCUCCCAUUGGGGAACCUAAUGUUGGAGGAGCACCCUGUCUACCCCCGAGUAGCCACAGACUAUACCACAUGACAGAUGGUACUUAAAAUAUGCUCCCUAAAUACUAAAGGGUUGAAUUCCCCCCACAAGCGCCGCCUAGCCUUGCGCGAAGCAAAAUCAUUAGGUGCCCACGUAAUGCUCUUCCAAGAAACGCACUUCCAAUGGGGUAACAGACCGAAGUUUAAUUCCCCACAGUAUCCCAUAGAUUACCACUCAUGUUAUUCCGCAAAAAAAAGAGGAGUGUCCAUCCUUAUUAGCAGAGAUGUAGCUUUCUCCUUAAUACGCAAAAUAGGAGAUAAAAAGGGAAGGUACCUUAUAUUGCAAUGCUCCCUAAAUAAUAAUGUCUAUACCUUAAUUAAUGUAUAUGGACCUAAUGUUAACCAAUGUAACUUUGUUGAUGUACUGCUUGGUUUGAUGUCUGCCCACGCACUUGGGGAAGUGAUCAUUGGGGGUGACACGAAUUUCUUACUAGACAGUAACCUAGACUCAUCAGGAGGUCCCCACUUGACCGCACAAUCACUAAAGAGCAGGUCCAAACUAACCACACUAAUAUGCAACAAACUAACACCGCACAAUCUUGUAGACCGGUGGCGAGUAACCCAUCCCACAGAGAGGGACUACACAUGCCACACAGCAGCGCAUAACACUUAUUCGAGAAUAGAUAGGUUUUUGAUCCGCACCUCCUCCAUCAUAAAGGUUGAGCGCACAGACAUAGGUCUUAUCACGUGGUCAGACCAUGCCCCUAUCACACUACAACUCAAGGAACAAUUCCCCAACUCAGGAAGAAGCAGUUGGAGACUCAAUGAACAAUUGCUUUCCGACCCUGCCAUAGUUACCCAAAUAGAACAAGAUCUACAGUUUUAUUUUAAAGAAAACAAGACCCCAGACUCACCUCUACCCCAAAUAUGGAUGGCGCACAAAGCCUUCAUAAGAGGUUGCUUCAUCAAGCACGCCAGCUACGCAAAAAAAAAGCGACUAGAAUCAUACACAGCCAUACUUUCCGAAUUAACCUCUCUAACUCACACUAACAAACACACCCCCACGGCAGCCACACAUACUAAAUUAUUGCUCUUACAAUCGCAGCUGAGAGACUUGGAACUGGCCAAAACCACAUCCCUCAUGCGCAGGUUUAAACACGGCUUUUUUGCUACAGGAAACAAAGCGGGAGCGCGGCUGGCUGCCCAAUUGAAACAGAGGAUGGCUAACUCCAAGAUUGCCUCCAUCAAGAGUUCCAAGGGCACCACAAUUCUAAACCCACAGGGGAUAGUGGACGAAUUUGCCCAUUAUUAUGAAAAACUAUAUAAUCUAAAAGAUGACCCACAGACAGUCUGCCCCUCCAAAGCAGAUAUUGACACCUUCCUAGCAGGAAUCGACCUCCCUACCCUAUCUAAGACAGAGGCGGAACAGCUUAACAAACCCUUCACGACCGAGGAGAUCGCCUUGGUGAUCUCCGCGCUCCCACUACACAAAUCACCGGGACCUGAUGGCCUGCCUAAUAAAUAUUACCGCACCUUCCUUAACACCCUAGCGCAACCUCUCGGUGCUCUGUUUAACCACUGCAUGACAGAAGGGGCAUUGCCAGAAGAGGUCACAAUGGUACAUGUCUCCACACUUCCCAAACUGGGCAAAAAUACAGAUCAAUGUAAAAACUUCAGGCCCAUUUCAUUGUUAAAUAGCGAUGCCAAAAUCUAUGCAAAACUAUUCAGCGAAAGAUUGGCACCGUUGCUACAUAAAUUAGUACACAAUGACCAGUCCGGAUUUGUGAGGGGCCGACAAGGCUCUGAUAACUCGAGGAAAGUGCUAAACAUAAUAGCGGUGAUGGAGAGGGAACAAAUCGGAAGUCUUUUCCUGGCGCUGGACGCCGAAAAGGCCUUCGACAGACUUAACUGGCAAUAUAUGACACAAGUGCUGUGCAAGUAUCAGUUCCCUGAAGAGGUUAUCAGGGGAAUCUUGGCUCUGUACGCACGACCCAGUGCUAGGGUCUCCCAUGGAGGCUUCCUGUCGCGAACUUUUCACAUUACGAAUGGGACACGCCAGGGAUGUCCACUAUCCCCCCUGUUAUACAUACUCUCCCUAGAACCCUUGGCUUGGAAGAUAAGACGACACCAGGCCAUAACCGGUAUUACACUGGGGGACAAGGACUAUUGUCUGGCGAUGUUUGCGGACGAUAUUUUCGUGGCACUUUCAAAUCCAGAACAAUCGCUGCCCCCUCUACUAACUUUACUGACAGACUAUGGUAGAAUAUCAUACUACCGUCUGAAUAAGGAAAAAACACAAGCCCUACCGAUAAACCUACCAGGGCCCACUGUAACCACCCUUAAAAACUCCUUUGAACUCGACUGGCGAACAACGUCUAUAACGUACUUAGGGGUUAAGAUCGCCGCUCCUAUUAGCAACAUAGUAAAGCUCAAUUACAAGCCCCUCAUACAUCUAUGCACCACAGAGAUACAUAAAUGGAAGAAUGCAAAACUGUCCUGGUUAGGCCGGGUGAAUGCAUAUAAGAUGAUGCUAUUGCCAAGGUUACUGUAUAUAUUCCGCAUGCUCACGAUAGACAUCCAAGCCGCAAUUCACAAAUCGUUACAAGCCAUAUGCAACUCCUUCAUCUGGGGGGGUAAGAAACCCAGGCUGCCCCUAGGUCUCCUACAACCGACGACACAAACGGGGGGUAUAGGCAUGCCCAACAUUGGACUCUACUACAAAGCCUAUAUCCUAGCAACGAGUAUACACCUACACGCCCAACAGGGGGUAACACAGUGGGUGGAUAUGGAACAAGGCCAACUUAAGCACACCUCACUGCUUAAUUACCUAUGGACGCCGAGAACACUAAGAGGCCCUAAAGUAACUCUAUACCCCACCACAACCGCAACGGUCAGAGUGUGGGACGACUUUAUGUCCUCCCUUGGCUGGAGGAAACACUUCCACCCUGAAGCUCCCCUCACUGCACUACAUGCAGUGAAUCCUACGAUCCCACUAACCAGAUGGUCACGCUUAGGUAUAUCCCAAAUCCAACAACUGUGUACAGACCAAACAAUCAUGAGUUUCCCAGACAUCAGAGACAGGUGGAAAGUCCCGGAGAGAGAUAUCUUCCCCUACUUACAACUAAAAAACACAAUAAACACACACGUCAAGGGCACACCACACACUGUGCCUACAUCUGCGGUAGCAGCGAGACUAAUACCCCACAGAUGCUGGACAGCCCCGAUGAAACCCAAAGCCCUCUCACUUUGCUAUAAAGCAUGGCUAGACCUAGCACCACAAAAGCCGAUGACAUGUAAACAGCACUGGGAGACGGAGAGGGGGACAGUCAUGACAGAUGAAAGGUGGAUGCUGGCCCUAAAUGGGAUCAAAAAGUGGACCAAGUGCUACUCACAUAUUGAAGCGCAUCGCAAACUACUCUAUAGGUGGUACAUGACACCCAUCAGACUACACAGAAUGUACCCAGACGUAUCCACCAAGUGUUGGAGAUGCGGUGUGGAAGAGGGAACUCUGCCACACAUAUGGUGGAAAUGUGGUGGGAUACAACCUCUCUGGGGAGAUGUUCAGAUCCUACUGAAGGAUCUCGGCAUUAGGGACUUCCCCAUGAACAUAACGACCUGCCUACUCUUGCUGUUCCCCAAAACGACACAACAAAACCACGUACAAUUGAUAGGGAUAGUUUUAAUGGCUACUAGAAACCUGAUAGCACUAAACUGGAAAACACCUAGCUGCCCAGCCAUCCACCAAUUGGCAGACAAAAUACAACAAUUCUAUAUAUAUGAGAAAAUGUCCACUGACACUGCCAAGGCCACGGAAAGGUUCCGAGACAUUUGGAGGGUCUGGGAGACAUGGUAUGAGGGACAGAAACACCAAGGAGGGUGAGAGGGGUGGAGGGGACCCAGAGGAGUCAGGAGCAGCCCAUGGAAACAUGGACGUUGACUUAUGUGAGCUGACAUGGCCAAAGUACGCAGAAAAUGCUAGAUCCAAAUUAUUCUGAUUUGCCUGCAUAUUUGUUUGAGUAUAUACCUUUGUUAAGUUUAUUUGAAUUGUAAUAUCAACCUUAUUGAAGGGAACACUGCAAACCAGCUACGGCGAAAUGUUCCAUAGUACACGGAAGCAGAUGAUGUUACUGUACAACUUUAGAGUACGAUUAUAUUAUCCUGUAACCCACUGACUACUCGUUGUAUACACUAUGAAACAACUAUGUACUGGAUCUUUACUUUACUUGGAUCUUUACUCUUUACUUUGCCAUGCAGCAAGUACAUGUUUUACAAAUACCUUUUAAAGGGGCAUCCUAAGCACCAUCAUAACAUUGCAUAACCUGGACUGAAUUCUCGCUCCUCCCAGAUGAAAGACCCAAGCCGCACACCACACAUUACUGAACCAAACCAGUCGGUAAACAUUGAACCAAGCUAUAUGAACUGGCAGCAGCUGCUAUUGGUUAUUUAUACAGAACCGUUCCACUCAUCCUGUUUGAUCAGUGGAACUGCUCUUUGGUAAUAAACUACUUACCCCAUAAGCCUUUGCUGGACAGAAGUUCAUGGAAUAUGAAUAAACCUCAUAGGCCAGAAUAAACCCGAUUGGAGUAUCUCUUUCUAGCGAGGGUCUGUAGACGGUUCUAAGAGACUCGUGGCUUCAUGGACCACAUUUACAGGAUUAUUCACUAAAGUCCAAAUGGUCCCAAACUGAAUGCGGCAAAAGCAUCCAGCUGCAUACAUGGCCAUUCGGACUUCAAGAUCCUGAUAUUAUUGAAGGAAUUCAUCAAAGUCAAGAUUUUGUAACAACGGUCCCAAACGGGCCUGAAUUUUGGUCUGUAUUUCAGCAGGAUGGCUGAAAUCCAGGUUGAAUGUAGCAAAUCCAAACUCUGAGAAUUUAACUCCGAGCCUUGAUUUAAAAAAAAAAAAAAAAACGCCGACCGAUUUGCCCACUGCCAACAGCCAAUGGGCAGUUACUAAGGCGCCAUCAAAUCUAAUGCGCACCUUAAUUUUUGAAACCUGGAAGCUGAAAAAUGUUUUUGCUGGCGAAUGUAAUGCGCAUUUAUACUAGAAGAUACUACUAUACAAUAUUGUGCUACAAUGAAAAUGUUUGUCUAUUGCCAUAUACCACAGUAACAUUGAUGGUAUUUUAAUUUUAGUGUUACAUGUUAAAGGACCACUUUAGUGUUACAUGUUAAAGGACCCUCAGGGACCCCCUCCCGCCCGGCUCUGGAAGGGGGAAAGGGGUAAAAACGUACCUUUUUCCAGCGCUGGGCGGAGAGCUCUCCUCCUUCUCUCCUCCUCCGUUCCGCCCCGUCGGCUGAAUGCGCACGCGCGGCAAGAAAGGCGCUACGUGAUUCAGCCGGGUCGCGAUAGAAAGCAUUAUCAAUGCUUUCCUAUAGACGCUGAGCGCUCACUGUGAAAAUUACAGUGAGGAGCAUCAAGAGGCAAAAUAGUGGCCACAAUGACAGCCACUAGAGGUUUUGGGAGAAGGUUAACCUAUUGAUAAAACAUAGCAGUUUCUCUGAAACUGCUAUGUUUAUUUAAAAAUGUUAACUCCUUAGAGACUGCACCUGUGACCACUCUAUUGUUGAAGGUCUGGGUGCCUAGGAGUGGUCCUUAAAUCUAUUCUUUUCUAAAGGACUAUAGUGCCAGGAAAAACAUACUGCUUUCCUGCACUAUAGUGCCCUGAGGGUGCCCCCACCCUCAGGGACCCCUCCUGCCCGGCCCUGGAAAAGGGAAAAGGGGUUAAAUUACCUUUUUCCAGUGCUGGGCGGAGAGCUCUCCUCCUCCCAUCCUCCUCUUCUCCUCCCUGUCACGGCUGAAUGCUAUUCGCGUCGGUCACAUAGGAAAGCAUUCAUAAUGCUUUCCUAUGGACGCUGGCGUGCUCUCACCGUGAAAAUCACAGUGAGAAGCACGCAAGCGCCUCUAGUGGCUGUCAAUGAGACAGCCACUAGAGAAAAUAGGGGAAGGCUUAACCCAUUCAUAAACAUAGCAGUUUCUCUGAAACUGCUAUGUUUAUGAAAAAAUGGGUUAACCCUAGCUGGACCUGGCACCCAGACCACCUCAUUAAGCUGAAGUGGUCUGGGUGCCUAGAGUGGUCCUUUAAGCCCUCUUUCAGGAACAAAAUUUGCCUGUGUGAAUUCGCCAAUUCUAAUUCGCCUGUGUGAAUUCUCCGGAAUGAAAUUCAACAGAAUUUUUCCCCGAAUGUAAUGUGCCAUCUAAUCUAAUGCACAUUCAAAGUUUUGGAAAAGUUAUUUUCCCAAAAAGUACGCAUUAGAUUCGAGUAAAUACAGUAUUUAAAAACCGUCUGCAGUGCAAGAGUUGUUUAGAUGGAUAUAGUUAAAAAUAAAUAAAGAGAAAUACUGUUGGGGUCAAUAAGACCCCCAUAUUACUAUAAUGGAGGUAACGUACCUCCAUAUGCCCUCACAUGUCAUCCAGCAGGUUGGGGCAUAUAUACUAAACAUGGCUGAAACUGGCUACCCAGCCGUUCGAAAAGGCCCCAUUUCAUGGGGAUGGGGAUAGGGAUGGGGAUUGUGAAAUAACAGGGUGAGGGGGGAACACUCUUUGCACAACCUGUCAUAGUGUGGGAAGCCUUGAAGAGGGCUUCCCCUGCUAGGAGCACUCAUUCUGCAGUAAACCCUUCAUGGAUUAAGAUGGAUUAUUUUGGGGUUUCUAUUUUUGCAGAGUUUUUCAAUUUUUUUAUUUUUUUUAAGAUCGUGCCUUUUUUAUUUUACUUAGGAGCAUUUGGCUUUAUAUUAAAUUAAGUUCCCUCACCCCUUUUUUUUUUUUUUUAACUAUAAGCACCUCCAUCAGCCGACAAUGGCUGGGGGCCCAGGCAGCGGCACUUGGUCUCUCCUCCUUUUACAUACAUAUUAGGGCCUCCACCCCCUGGCAUUGGUGAGGGCCAGGGGACGGGACAGUACAAUUUAACAUAUCUCCCACCUGAUGACCCCCCCUGUUAUUUUUUUUUUUUAUAGGCCACAUCACAUGGGAAUGGCAAUGUUUUACAUGUUUAGUAGUCAUGCAUAUGAAGGGCCUUAUUGACCCCAAUAGGAUUUUUAUAUAUUUUAACUAUUUCCAUGUGUUGGCUGACUAGCAAGCGCAGGCCAGCCGCCACCUACUUAACCCUUGCGCUGCCGAACGUGUUUCACUUUUUGCCUACUGGCUGCUAGUGCUGGCAGCAAGCAAAUAGUUCUUCAAAAGGUUCGAUUCACUUGCAAAAAGCAAGUGAAUGAUAGUUUGCGAACACUUAUCCUGCCAGGUGCAUUCGGUUUAACAUUGACCGCCAUGCGGUUGUUGAUGAAUCUCCGAUUCCGGUCCUGUAAAUUUGUUUUCGAUACAGAAAGCACAGAUUUUCCGAACUCAUCCAAAUUAAUGUUACAGAAUUGUUCGGUGUUUAGUGUGUAAGCCUGUUACUGGGGUUUGUGUGUCCUGGGGAAUUCUGUAGUUUUUUUUCUUUGAAAAAAAACAUCGAAAUGUGUUUUUGACAGCAUGGAUGUUUUGGGUACAGGGUCCAUUUGUUAUCGCUACAUUAUCUCCAAUUCAAACGACCUGGUUUUACUAGUUGGAAAAUAUUGUGUUGGGACAUUUUCCAGCUGCAGCAUUCAAUUCCACAUUUAACAACUCAGUGAAGGUAAUAUUUAGUUAUUUACUAGAAACCAUAACAUAAGCUACCCACAAUGCACAAUGAUCAAUGAGACUUAUUAAUCAGUAUCAUCCCUAGAAAUAUCAUUCUUUCAAUUACAUUUUUUUUGAGAAAAAUUACCCUCCAACGGCCCUCCCCUGUAAAUUAAAAAAUGAGAAUGACUGGAGUAAUGGGGGACCAGGUGGGGUCUGUUGGUAUCUGGCAUACUCGCAUUGGUGUGGGUAUCACAUCACAUCUACACUUUAUUUAAAUGAACACCAGGCACCAUAACAACUUAAUCAGAAUUAACUUUAUUCCAUUGGUGUUAUGGUGCCCAGAGUGUUCCUUUAAAAAAUACUAAUUUAAGAGGUUUAAAAUACACAUUUUUGCUCUAAUGAUAACAAGGUGUUGUAGCGGGCCGAGCGUAUCCUGACUGGUUACCUCAGCUAAUGCAUAACGAAGAGACCCAUUUCCCCCCAGUAACCCGACGACACACAGUUCCAGGGGUACAACAACAACUUAAUUGGCCACACUCUGCUUUAUACUUUCCCCAUGCAAGGGGUGGAACACACACAAUGACAAUGUCCCCUCCCCGGGUUCUCCCCCUCCCAGGGGUCGCACAACAGAACUGGAUCCCCAAUCCCUUUGUCCCCUGUUCCCACCACUCAGUGCCCCCUCCCAGGGUCCUCCCCCUCCCAAGGGCCUGUGCUUGUGACUAAUCAUAUAAGCCACAUUUUACCAUUAGAUCUUUCUUUAUGCAGACAGACUGAAUGAAUUCGAGGAGGUUAGUUACUGAUGCAUGCUACGUUGCAGCAGGAUCACAUGGUGAUGCAGUGUUGUAUUCCCAAAUUCUGCGUGGUACAGUGAAUGACUUGCCUUUGUGUAUUAUAUUAAAAUAACCUCUCAGGACUUGCAUUGAAGGUUAACUUAACAUGUUUUCAUUGUUAAUGUUUUAAUGUCUAUCUUGUAUUGUGCAGAUCUCCUAUUUCCUCAAUGGUUUUUGGGACAAAUGCCCUCUUCACCAAGCCUGCUCAAUCCCUGGCGCCAAUGUUGGUAGUUGCCAUACUCAACAAGUAUGGUUAUGAGCAUUUAACCAGCAAGAUUGAUCAACCAGAUCCUAGGUGAGAGCAAAUAUAAUCCUAUGUAUAAAUAAAUAACACAAUAUUGCAUGGGAAAUAAGAGGUAAGCGCACUCUUCUUCAAUACUAGUCCAGGGUGCAGAUCCAGAUCUGGGGAUUGCAAAUCCCAAUGUAUAAGUAGUUAACCAAAAAUAGAUCCAGGCACUCAAGGCAGUAAAAGGCAGAUUUAAUCCCUUAAGGACCAAACUUCUGGAAUAAAAGGGAAUCAUGACAUGUCAGACAUGUCAUGUGUCCUUAAGGGGUUAAAGGGACACUACAGGCACCCAGACAACUUCAGCUCAUUGAAGUGGUCUGGGUGCAGUGUCCCUGGUAUCUUAGCCCUGCAAUGGUAAUGCAUGUUUAUCCAAAACUGCAAUAAUAUCCUGCCAGGGUUAAUUGCACCUCUAGUGGCUGUCUACCAGACAGCCACGAGAUGGACUUCCAGGUGGUUAGGCGACUUUUGGUUACCUAACUGACUCUGGACAUCCUCACGCUAUACCUGAGCGCACCCAGCAUCACCUGAAGUCCUAAUGCAAGCGCGGCAUGCGCAUUAGGUCCCCACCGCCAACGUCAGGAGUGGAGGCGGAGCCUGAACCAGCACAGAGUAACAUCAGCGGUGAUGGACAUGUGAGGGAAGGGGGCCCUAUAGGAAGCUGUAGAGUCAGGAAAACAACUUUAUUUUUUUUUUUUUUUUAAACGUUGCUUCCGUAUUUGUUACAUUGAUCUUCCUUAACCCCUUCUGACCGGAGGACGUACAAUUACGCCCUAUUUUAGGCGGCUCUAAACGCCGCCGGGCGUAAUUGUACGCCCUCCGGUUUUUGUUAACUUACCCGGUCGCCAGCGGUCCCAUGCCGGCGAUCGCGGUAGGGGGGACUCCCAGGGAGCCCCCCCGCGGUAGAUCCUUCUCCUCCGGUGCUCCCCGGCCAUGUGAGAGUGGGGUCCUAGCGAGGACCCCACAAUCACAUGGCCGGGUAGGCUGCCUCCUGCAUUGCCAGCAGGGGGGCUGCCUGUAAUGACAGGUGGUCCCCCUGCUGGCUGAAAAUAAAAUUAAAAUUAAAUUUAUUGGUGUAAAAAAAAAUAUAUAUAUACUUAGAUCAUAUAUAUAUAUUAUAUAUAUAUAUGAUCUAAGUAUAUAUAUACACAUAUACAUACACACACAUACACCGUCUAGGUGUAUUUUACUAUUAAUAUAUAUAUAAUUAUAUAUAUAUAUUAAUAUCAAAUUACACGUAGACUGAUACUGAUUAAAUAUAUAUAUAAUUAUUGUCAUAUAUAUAUUUAUAUAUAAUAUAAAAAAAUUAAAUAUGUAAAUACGUUAAAAAAUAAAAUUAAAAAAUAAUUAAAAAGAAAUAAUUAAAAAAUAUAUAGAUGUGUGUUAUUUCGUUCUAACUGUAUUGUGAAAUUAAUAUAUAUAUAUAUAUCAAAAUACACGUAGAACGAAAUAAUAUAUAUAUCUAUAUACAUAAAUAUAUACGUAUAUAUCACUAUAUAUAUAGCUAUAUAUAAAUAAAAAUAUUUUUAAAAAAUUAUAUAGAUAUAUACAUAUAUAUACACAUACGUAUAUAUAUACAUAUAUUAAUUCUACAUAUAUAUUUAUGUAAUAUUUUUACGUAAUUAGGUAUCUUAAUUAAUUACAAUUAGCAGGACCUGCCUGACAACCCAUGCCGAAAGUAAAGGGAAUUUAAUUUGCUAGCACUAUAUUUAACCCUAUAACUUUCCAAGACACCAUAAAACCUGUACAUGGGGGGUACUGUUCUACUCGGGAGACUUCGCUGAACACAAAUAUCAGUGUUUCAAAACAGUAAAAUGUAUUACAACUAUGAUAUCGCCAGUAAAACUGACGUUUUUUGUAUUUUUUUUUUUACACACAAACAGCACUUACACGGACGAUAUUAUUGCUGUGAUACUUUUUACUGUUUUGAAACACAAAUAUUUGUGUUCAGCGAAGUCUCCCGAGUACAACAGUACCCCUCAUGUACAGGUUUUAUGGUGUUUUCAAAAGUUACAGCGUCAAAUAUAAGGCUUGCGUUUCAUUUUUUUCACAUUAAAAUUUGGCAGAUUGGUUAGGUUGCCUUUGAGACCCUAUGGUAGCCCAAGAUUGAAAAUUACCCCUAUGAUGGCAUACCAUUUGCAAUAGUAGACAACCCAAGGUAUUGCAAACAGGGUAUGUCCAGUCUUUUUUAGUAGCCACUUAGUCACAAACACUGGCCAAAAUUGGCGUUUUUUGCAUUUUUCACACACAAACAAAUACUAGCGCUAACUUUGGCCAGUGUUUGUGACCAAAUGGCUACUAAAAAAGACUGGACAUACCCCAUUUGCAAUACCUUGGGUUGUCUACUAUUGCAAAUGGUAUGCUAUUAUGGGUGUAAAUUUAAUUCCUGGUCUACUAUACAGUCUCAAAAGCAACAUAACCUAUCUGGCGAAUUUCAAUUUCAAAUGUAACGUGCUAUAUUUGACGCUGUAACUUCCCAAAACGCCAUAAAACCUGUACAUAGGGGGUACUGUCUUACACGUGAGACUUUGCUGAAUACAAAUAUGUGUAUUUUAUUGCAGUAAAAGCAAACAGUAUUAUGACAUUGACCGUUAAAAUGUCAUGUAGAACAAAAACAUUUUUUAAAAAUCGUAUUUUCUCCCAUUUUUUUCAUAUUAAUUUAUGUUUCAUAGCUAAAUAUUUGAUAUUAAAUGAAAGCCCUGUUUCCCCUGAAUAAAAUGAUAUAUAAUAAGGGUGGGUGCAUUUACUAUGAAAGAGGUGAAUUACGGUUGGACAGACAUGUAGCGCAAAUGCCAGGUUUUGUUUACAUUUUUUUGGUUCACAACGUGUACAUUUGGCUCCGUCCUUAAGGGGUUAAAUCUUCUUCGAACUACAUUCGAGUGCCUCAAUCAUUUAUUGGUUAACUAAGUAAAUAACAGAGUCAUGCAGGCUACACACAACCAGGCAGAUAAAUAUUUACAUACUCACACAUUCUUGACUUUAAGAACAUAUUAUUUAUACAAUGAGCUGAACGUGUUCCAAUAGACAGGUUAAUGACAGAUCCUGGGCUUUUCUGAGUAUUUAGUCUGUUUUUAAAUAUAUAUUUUUUAAAUGUGCUGUCUGGCCUGUAAAUUGCAUAUAAUUAUGUUUUCCUGUUUAUUCAUGUUCAGAAUACUAAUACUCAUGAUGUGUAAUACUGAUUGUUUACUAGAUAAUGUGUCUAAACCAAUACGUAUCUCACAGGUAAAUAUAAUUUUUAAUUGAAAUAUUGUUUACAGAAUAACUAUGAUCUGUGUAUGAGGACAGCAGAUAUCAUAGUUGUUAGCUGGUAUAAUAAUAAUAAUAAUAAUAAUAUAGAGUAGCUGCUCCCUCCAGGAGAAAGUGGACUGCUGUUUUGCUUUUGAAAGAGACUUUUUGUCCACAUAUAGUUACAAAAUUAUAAAUAGCUUGAAACUGGGUGUUUCACCUUCUUAUGAAUCAACAACAGACAUAUGUGUGAAAUUAGGCAAUAUGUCUAAUUAAAGAGAAUGUAUUCGUACAGGAUAUAGUCAUAGUCUGCUCAAUAAACGUUUCCAAGAAGGAAACUCCGUUGAUAAGACUUGAUCCAAGUUUUUUACUUUAGCAAUUAUUCAGUGAUUACAAUUUGUUAUGAAGAUUCCUUUACUUAGCCAUCGAUGAAGAAAAAUAUUUUUUCACCCUUUUUGAAUCUUUGUCAAAGUUGUUAUUUGGUGAUUGGUUAGAGGAAAUGUUCAUAUUGUAAAUUGGAGUCAUAUAAAUAUUUUUAUUUGCCUCUUGAGAGAAGGUGUGCUGGUCUUGACCAGAUUUCUGAUUAUGCCCCUCUGCAAAUUAUUUUUGGUACUGCUGUGAUUUCAGGACUAACAGAUGGUUUUCAUAUAAAAACACUUGCAUUGCUGAAGAUUAAAAAAUUAAAAGCAAGCAGAAACUGGAAUUAUUAUUUGUCAGAAGUCAGCUGCUGGAGGGCAUGUAGAAAUUAUCAAAAUUGCAGUACAAGCUUUAAAACAAACAAACAUUGAGUUCAAUCGAGUGUGUGCACAUGUUUUUACUGUUUUUUAUAUAUAGUUGUCUCACAGAGUAAGUGCAGGGGCAAACGACUCGACUGCUAUACUGGGUUCCAACUUGAUAGAAUUGCAGCAGGUUCUUGCAACUUUCACCUACACAGAGACAGUCUCGCACACUGCGCCACUAGAUAGUGGGGCUUAAGAUGGGACAUUUAAGGAAAAACAAGUUUAGAGUCAGGGUGGACUGAGCAGUGGAUAGAGUGCAUGCUGCUCCUGGAACCCGGAGACUUCUUAACAAUCCACAGUUCUUGGGUGGUUUAAUCUCGGAGAGCUUGUUGGGCCCUAGCACCAGUGCAACAUCAUGUACUUGCCUUCCCACAGAGUGGCAUAGGUUGAGGAAGCUUGGAUUGGGUCUCACGCCAAAUAGUCUACUUUUUAUUUUCUCUUUUGAGCCCAUUUGAUGGUUUCUAUUAUGUUUGGUUAUCAUACACAAUUCCUUUAGCUUAACUCUUUAAAAUUGUAAAAGGAGGUAUUGUUAUUAGUGAUGUCCCGAACGGUUCCACGCGGACGGCGAACAUACCCUCCCACCUCCUGGACAGCUCACUAAGAAUGCAGCUUCACAAUGAAUGUAAAAUGGAUGCUGUCCAGGAGGUGGGAGGGUCUGGGAGGGAGGGUCUGCUGCUGAUUGGCUGGAAUGUGUCUGCUGACUGUGAGGUACAGGGUCAAUGUUUAUGCUUAUGUUCGCCGUCCGUGGCGAACCGUUCGGCGAACCGUUCGGGACAUCACUAAUUGUUAUGUUUUAUACUCUCCAUCAAUUGCUAUUUGACCUGUGUUACUAAUAUUUCAUGAUACUGUGACAUCUUGUAUGUCUUUUUAUAUUGUGUUAUAUGUUUUAUAUAAAUAAAUUAUAAGUGGGGGCGGGGGGGAAAACAGAUUAUUAUGAAGAUGGUCAUUAAGAGGUCAGUGCACUGUAUAGUCUGAAGAACUAUAGAGGCAUUUUCGAUUGAAUUGGGCGUUCGUCAAACUAACACAUGAGGUUAGUCUACAUCUCUUACAGUGGUUCAGGAAUAAGACAAUUUUUUUCAACUUGAUAUAGUUUUAACAUUAUAGUUUGUGCACAAAAAGAAAAGUUAUUACACAAAAUAACCCUAAUUUCUUUUUUUUUUUCUUCUAUUCAGUUUGUUUUUAGAUCUUCACGGUGCUAUGUUCUACAUGACCUGCCUUGUUCCUCUCUGCAUUGCUAUAGCACAGAUCAUUAUAUGGACUCCGUACUCUAUCCGGAGCAGUCACAUAACCUCCGUUUAGUAAAUGCCUAAAGUUACAAUCUUUUUAUAUUUAAUGAUUAUUUUGUCACAGACAAUAUCUAGGGAAUAUCAUUGGUGCCUUAUAUAGAGUAUAUGGUAAAUGUAUGCCUGGUUUGCUUCUUUAUGUUUUUCGGUUUUCAACCUUCUUAAAGAGAGGUUUCUUGGUUGAACUAAGAUUUUAAACCCAACUACGUUUGAUACAUGGACAUUGUUUUAUCAUGCACAUGAAGAACAGCCAUUAAGUUGAUAUCAUUUAUGUGUGGGGAGGGCGAUUUAUAAAUCUGUGACAAUUAGGUCUUAAAAUAGAUGUCAAUCCUAAUGCGCCCUGUUGGGCUAUGUUUAAAAAUACUUUGUACUACAAAAAAGGAUGGUAAGCCAUUCUGUGGAAUAUAGCUGAAAUUUAAGGGAACUCUCUGUGCUAAAACUGACAUUCCAUAUACUUUAUGUGCAUUUGUUACUACUUCGCCCUUGUAUAAAUAGUUUUGUGAAAUUCUAACCAUAAAGACUUGUUUGUCUCUCUUUCUUUUUUCUAAAUAGCAGCUUCUAGGCUGCUGGUCUCUCAUUUCUUCCUCUGGUCUCAACCAGUUUCCUUUCCGAAGUCAAUCACAGUAAAGCAAUGAUUCUCUAUGAGAAUCAUUACUUCAGUACUACUAGAGACAGUAUGUUAAAGAUCUGGAGCAACGAUAGGCAUGUUGCCUUGUACACAAAUAGCUGCUGCAAACCGAAUCCCUGCCAGAGAUCAGUGGGCACAUUCUGGUCCUUUAUAACAUGACCCUAUAUAACAAUAUCUAAAGAAAUACAACAUUUUUCUUCUCGUUCCAGAGAUGUUGCCAAUAAUUGUCAUAAUAUUGCGGCAGUAUGUAGCAGGGAGGCAAAAAUGGAAACAAGGUUAAUCUGCAGAGCCUAAAAGGGUUAACUAGUUUAAAGUUUGACCUCUAAUAACAUGCUUUUUGAGAUGGAUAAAACUACAUUGGAACCUUAUUACAAUUACUGCUCUGCUUCCAAUAGCCCUAAACUAGAACCUGCUGUACAGGAGACAGUCCCUGGAACUGACUCAUAGAAGAUGCAAGUCAAAGCAUAAUAGCAUAAAAUCUGCAAGCAGACAGCUGUACAUCUAGUGAUAAUACUCACCACAUGUGUCCCUGGCUGUGUCCCUCCUCCAGGCUUCCUGUCUUCCAGCAGCUCAUCUCACAUUGCUCACAGUGGCUUAGCACGUCCUGAGAAGCAGAGGACAGUCUAGGUACACCAUGAGGGAAAAGAGAAUUUGGCAAAAAAUGCAGGCUUAAGGAACAGUAAUAACACUGUAUUCCUCACACUAUAGUGCUUCUGUCCUUACUUGUAGUCAGUCCACUCUGGGCAAAAAAUGAAGAACUACUUCCUUUUUACCAGUGCCAAGACUCCCUCGAUGCUGCUCCCAUUUCUGCCUCAGCGGCGGCACCUCCCCACGUUUUCCAAUCCAAUGCUACUCAAUGCUUGCCAUGCUCCUCUAUGAUCUAAUGCGCAAGCAUUCAAAUUUUCCCAUAGGAAAGCAUGGAAGCUUCUGCAUUACAUGACUGUUUUACUGACAACUACUAGAGAUGGACUUAGCCCUGCAAUGUAAACAUUGAUGUUCCUCAAAAACUGCAAUAUUUUACUUUGCAGGGUCAAGGGAACUGUGACAGUACACACAGACUACUUAAUUGAAAUGAAAUGGUCUGGGUGUCUAUUGUGUUCAUUUAUGCUGCAAAAAUGUUUUAUUUCUUGAAAACUAGAGAGAAUUGAGUAAUGACAAAACCAGCAUACAUCUGAGGUGCUUCUGGUGUCCUCUUAAUGCUGUUAUGGAACACUGGCAUGGCUAUUAACUAAAGUGAGAAUUCAAAUUGAAUUUCAAAUUUCACACCAAGGCAGCAGAACCAGGAUAGCUGAUUUUAAAUAUUUCUAGAUCUGUGAAUAACUGACUGUGUUGUUUCAUUAAAGGGUUUCUCCAACCCUUUUUAACUUAUGAUAGAAUAAUGUCCUAUUGGCAUUAUUCAAUUGGUCCCCCCGACAAAAAAAGGAGCAUUUUAAAAUCUAGUUUACUUAUCUUAAUCCAGUCCUAGGAAAAACCUCCAGGUGCUGCUCGGCACACCUCCGUCUUACGUCAUGGGAGCAGCGCCUAGGUCCAAUGAAUAGCUUCUCAUAGAGCGUCCUGAGCCAGCGGUGGGAGGGAAUGAAGGAGGAUUGAGUGUGGCAUUUUUUUUAAAAAAGGGGAUGAAAUUGGGGGGAG